Molecule: messenger RNA, 1083 nt
Organism: Cryptomeria japonica (Japanese cedar)
Lineage: Eukaryota; Viridiplantae; Streptophyta; Pinopsida; Cupressales; Cupressaceae
Product: receptor-like protein kinase 7
Exons: 2
Coding region: 1-1083 (360 amino acids)
Molecular function (GO): protein binding
Source: RefSeq, a predicted model, not a curated record
AUGGCUCCAACUUUCGGUAUUGUAUUCCUGCUAAUUGCAUUUUUAGGUUCUUGUUAUGCAGAAGACGAGCAAGUUAGAAUACCGUUAGACAUGAAGAGGAGGCUCCAAGAUCCAACAAAUGCAUUCUACAACUGGGACACUUCUUCUACUUCUCCUUGCCACUGGAAUGGAAUCACCUGCAACAAUGCAAGAUUAGUUACUGCUAUUAAUCUAGACAAUACAGGGCUAAUAGGUCCCAUUCCUUCUUCCCUCUGUGGACUCAGUGCCUUGAAAGCUAUUCAGCUGGGUGAAAAUUCUCUGUAUGGAAGCAUUGCGGAUGUGUUUUGGAAGAACUGCAGUCAGUUAGAAAUAUUAAAUCUCACAACCAGUUCAUUGGUGGGGUCUCUGCUAGAUUUCUUUGUAUUGGGCUCGCUACAGGUUCUCGAAUUGGCAAACAACAAUUUUUCAGGUAAAUUUCCUCUUUAUGUCACAAAGUUGUCUAAUUUGCAUUCUUUAGAUUUGAAUGACAAUCCUCUAGACCCCAACAUCAUACCCGAAGAGAUAUACAGCAUGAAAGAACUGAAUGUUCUCUGGUUGUCGGAUCUUAGCUUGUUUGGAAUCAUUUCACCAUCCAUUGGUAAUCUGACAGAGCUGGUUGAUCUACAACUGUCUCACAACUACUUAAAUGGAUCUAUACCAAAAGAAAUCAAAAGGCUUUCCAAGAUUCAUGAGUUGGAUCUGUGGCAUAAUUGCCUUGCAGGAGAGAUCCCUUCAGGACUUACUGAGCUGGUUCCCCAGAAGCUGGAGAGCUUGUCUAAUUUCAGUGCCAUGGAAAUAUCAGAGAAUCAUCUUACUGGUCCUUUGCCUCCAGACACGUGUAAAAGCGAGAAAUUGGCGUUUUACCUCGCUCUCCAAAACUCUUUCACAGGAGGAAUUCCUGAAUCAUAUGGGAAUUGUUCUACGCUGGUUCGCUUUCGGGUCAACAAUAACAGUCUCAGUGGGAUGGUCCCCUUGGGUAUCUGGGGAUUGCCUCAUGUUCACGUAUUUGCUCUAAGUGAUAAUAAAUUUGAGGGUGAAAUAAGCAGAGAAAUUAAAAAUGCAUAG